Molecule: messenger RNA, 1800 nt
Organism: Parastagonospora nodorum SN15
Lineage: Eukaryota; Fungi; Ascomycota; Dothideomycetes; Pleosporales; Phaeosphaeriaceae
Exons: 3
Coding region: 1-1800 (599 amino acids)
Cellular component (GO): cytoplasm
Molecular function (GO): calcium-dependent phospholipid binding; calcium ion binding
Source: RefSeq, a predicted model, not a curated record
AUGGGAAAUUAUAGCGACUUGCCUCCGGAGCAACGUCCCGGCUACUUCAGCAACGGACAGGGACCUGCCUAUUCGUCGGCGCCGAGCGCAUCACCCGGCGGUGUCGCGUAUGCACCGCAAGGUAAUGUCCAGUACAGCACGCAGCAGUCAUGUGAUAUACGGCCGCAGCUCAUGCUGGGGGGAAGACACGAUGGGCGCAAAGUGGUUGAGAUGGUGCCUGGUGGAGGGAAGCUCAAUGCGCCGCCAUCCCCAGGCAUGCGCCCACACAGCCUGUCUGUGAGCGGUGGCCGGCCUGAUGGGCUCAACCAGCGCAUGGACAGGCUGUCGGUCAGUGGAAACCGGCCAGAUCUCCAGACAAUUGUGCCUGGAGGCAUGCCCGGAGGCUUUCCAGGGGGUGGACUGCCACCGCCGAGUCCGCUGCUCGAGGCGUACCAUGGCACGUAUCAGUCCAUCAGCCCAAUGCCACAGGCAAUCAUGCUGGAUGAUGACCUCGACCAUCUGCCUCCACUGGAUGGCCUUGCGCCCCGAGACUCUCGUCACAAAGGCCGUCGUCGUGCGCACUCUUCCUCUGGGCGCUCACCCAGCCCCGACUUCCGCAGUAAACCCAAAGACAGGCUCGCCCUCGAAGCCUACGGCGGUGGACGGGACUCGUAUGGCGGCAGGGAUGAGCGUGAAUCCUAUGGCGGCAGGGAUGGGCGUGAAUCCUACGGCGGCAGGGAUGGGCGUGAUUCCUACGGUGGCAGAGGAGGACGCGAUAGCAGCCGCGACCCGCCUCGCAAGAAAGAAGAGCGCCGCGCCCGCAUCUACGACGCAACCGACGACGCCCUCGCCCUCGUCGACUCUAUGGCCUCGCGCACCGUCGAUCCCGAGCCCAUCAUCGAGAUCCUCCCCGCCCUCUCGCACGACCAGAUGCUCGAGCUGCGCGCCGAAUACAAACGCCAUUGCAAAGUACAAGGCCGCGGUAUCAACAUUGCCAAACAUAUCAAGCUCAAGACGAGUGGAAAUUUCGGCAAGGCUGCAUACGUCACUGCGCUAGGCAAAUUCGAGGGAGAAGGAUACUGGGCAAACUAUUGGUACCAGAGCAACAGCGCAAAGCGCGAGCUCCUCAUCGAAGCGCUCAUGGGCCGCCAGAACUUCGAAAUGCGCGAGAUCAAAGACGCCUUCAAGGACAAACGCUACUCAGACUCCCUGGUCAAGUGCAUGGACAAGGAGCUCAAGGCCGACAAGUUUAGAAAAGCAGUCCUCCUGGCGCUCGAGGCGAACAGACAGGAGGAAUCCGACGUCUGGCCGCGCGAGUACCAGCAUCGCGAUGUCGAGACGCUGUAUCGCGCCAUCAAGGCGCGGGAGGGCGGCGAGACGGCGAUGCUAGAAGUCGUGAUUAUGCGCAGCGAUGCGCAUCUAAGAGAAGUUCUGAGGACGUAUGAGCGCACGUAUCAAUCCUCGUUUGCGCGGGACGCGCUUCGGAAGAGUAAUAACCUCGUCGGCGAAGUCAUAGCGCACAUCCUCAACGGCGUAAUCAAUCGCCCCGCGCGCGACGCCAUGCUGCUGCACCACGCGCUCAUGGACCUCAUCGAGCCGCCGUCCAACUCUGCAUCCGCCACAAGCAAGCAUGAGCGCCAGCAGCGCUUUGAACUGCUGAUUUCGCGGCUGGUUAGGCUGCAUUGGGACCGCAUGCAUCUUGCACGGGUGAAGAGCGAGUAUGAGGAGAAGUAUGGGCGCGUCGUCGAAGAAGAUGUGGAGGAGGCGACCAAGGGCGAUUUCAGGGAGUUUUGCAUUCAGCUCUGUCAGACGGGGCGGUGA